Messenger RNA from Penicillium lagena, 3777 nucleotides. Its product is annotated as aminophospholipid-translocating P4-type ATPase NEO1. Gene Ontology annotation, cellular component: endosome; trans-Golgi network; plasma membrane. The transcript is spliced from 2 exons. Bases 1 to 3777 code for a protein of 1258 amino acids. Lineage: Eukaryota; Fungi; Ascomycota; Eurotiomycetes; Eurotiales; Aspergillaceae. Gene Ontology annotation, biological process: retrograde vesicle-mediated transport, Golgi to endoplasmic reticulum; phospholipid translocation; endocytosis. Gene Ontology annotation, molecular function: ATPase-coupled intramembrane lipid carrier activity; magnesium ion binding; ATP binding. The record is from RefSeq and is a predicted model, not a curated record.
AUGCCCUCCUCUAGCGACUACCUACACCCUCUGGACGGACCGUCCGGCCCUGGAGAGUUUUCAGGUUCGGAUGACGACGACUUGGACCUGGAAGAACUCGACCCCAGCACAACGACAGCCGGCCUACCGUCCCGACCAUCCCGAGACUAUCACGGACGCAAACGAAGCUAUGGACCCGGGAUUGCGCUUCGCAACCUGCGGGUGGGGAUGGGAGGUCGGAACUGGAGACGCAGUCUGUCAGGCCAGAGGGAAUCAGGAGAAGACACAAGCGCGUUGCUGGAUGACGCGGAAGACGACGAGCUACGGCAAUCACACGGCAGCUCGCGCAACUUAAACGACGACGACACCCCUCUCCUCGACCGCCGCAGAAGCUCUGUGCGUUUCUUCAAUGACGAUGAGUCGACCAAGGUCAGCCGGUUACGCUUCCCUGGCAGUUUUUUGUCCGGUGCAACAAACCGAUUACGACGAAACGCUCGCGACACCUCAGACAAGCCUCCACGAGAGGUCCUCGUCGGUCAAUACCAAUCCGCCAAAUACCCCCCAAACGUGGUGUCGAAUGCAAAAUACACCCCCUGGAGCUUCUUGCCACGAACACUCUACAACGAGUUCUCUUUCUUCUUCAACAUCUACUUCCUUCUCGUCGCCUUGUCGCAGAUUCUUCCCAUGCUGCGCAUUGGCUAUAUGUCUACAUAUAUUGCACCUUUGGCGUUUGUGGUUUCGAUAUCGUUGGGCAAGGAGGCUCUGGAUGACAUUGCGCGGCGGCGGCGUGACGCAGAGGCGAAUGCGGAGGAGUUCUGCGUUUUAUCACUCGAUAGAUCCAACGUGAUGGAGAUCGUCAAGAGAUCUCGAGAUCUGAAAGUUGGCGAUAUCCUGAAGAUCCGGAAAAAUCAGCGCCUCCCGGCCGACGUGGUGAUUUUGAAGAGUAUAUCAAAUGACUCGGGUAUCAAUCGUCAAGACUCCACUACGGCUGAAGCUGCUCUCGGAACCUCCGCCAAUCUGCUCGAAUCGAAUCAAGGGCCAUCCGAACCAACUGCGGAGGAAGGUUCGGGUACUGAGGAUUCGUCUGCCAGCGACACUUUUAUUCGAACCGAUCAGCUGGACGGUGAAACCGAUUGGAAGCUCCGUUUUCCUUCGGUAUUGUCUCAAAGUCUUCCUCUGGGCGAUUUUACCCGACUGAAGGUCACCGCAAGUACUCCCGACCAGAGAGUCAACGAAUUUGCGGGCGCCAUUGAGUUGGGGCCACCGGCGGGUCUCUAUGAUGCUCACAUCGACAAGUCGCCUGAUCUGCAAGCCGAGGAUGGAAGGAAUCAGGACAAUGAAAGCGGAGCCAGCAAUUCUGCUCCCCUGACAAUCGAUAACACCGCCUGGGCCAAUACGGUUCUUGCGUCAAACACCACUACCUACGCCGCCAUCAUCUACACUGGAUCACAAACACGAGCUGCCUUAUCCACCUCACCUUCACGGUCAAAGGUUGGUUUACUGGAAUAUGAAAUCAACAACUUGACGAAAAUCCUUUGUGCGUUGACGCUCACGUUAUCGAUUGUGCUGGUUGCGUUGGAAGGGUUCCAGCCGACGAAUGACAAGGAGUGGUACGUUGCGAUCAUGAUUUACCUUAUUCUCUUCUCGACCAUCAUUCCUAUGAGUCUGCGCGUCAACCUCGAUAUGGCCAAAUCUGUGUACGGUAGAUUCAUUGAGCGAGACCAGGAUAUUCCUGGCACGGUGGUCCGGACAAGUACGAUCCCUGAAGAUUUGGGGAGAAUUGAGUACCUUCUGUCGGACAAGACUGGGACCCUGACCCAGAACGAAAUGGAGCUAAAGAAGAUCCAUGUGGGCACGGUUUCGUACGCCAACGAAGCUAUGGACGAAGUAGGAUCAUUUAUCCGUCAAGGGUUUGCGGGCAACACCUUGACAACUCCUUCCACUGUAUUCGGAACCCAAGCUGGACUUGGGGCAGCACCGCGGACCAGGAGAGAGAUUGGUUCCCGGGUCCGAGACAUCGUCUUGGCACUCGCUCUUUGCCAUAACGUCACACCAACCACCGAGGAGGUAGACGGACAGAAAGUGACGACUUAUCAAGCCUCAUCUCCAGAUGAGAUUGCGAUUGUCCGGUAUGCCGAAGAAGUUGGGUUGAAGCUGUCAUACCGUGACCGACAUAGCGUGGUUCUCGAGUCCGCCGAUUCCAAGCAAGUUGUUGUGCGCGUUCGUAUCCUUGACAUCUUUCCAUUCACUUCCGACAGCAAGCGCAUGGGUAUUAUCGUCCAGUUCCAACAUGAUGAAAACGUCCUUGAUUCCCCCGGCCAAGCCGACAGCGAAAUCUGGUUCUAUCAAAAGGGUGCUGAUACUGUCAUGUCAACGAUCGUUGCGACCAAUGACUGGCUCGAUGAAGAGACGGCAAACAUGGCACGUGAAGGUUUGCGAACUCUAGUGGUUGGACGGAAACGGCUCUCCUUGCAACAGUAUCAAGAGUUUUCGGCCAAAUACAAGCAGGCGUCUAUGUCUUUACAAGGGCGGGAUGCUGGCAUGGCCAAGGUAGUGACCGAAUACCUGGAGCGAGACCUGGAGCUUCUCGGUGUCACUGGUGUUGAGGAUCGGCUGCAGCGUGACGUCAAAUCAUCAUUAGAAUUGAUGCGCAAUGCUGGGGUGAAGAUCUGGAUGUUGACUGGAGACAAGGUCGAGACCGCGCGAUGUGUUGCCAUCUCCGCCAAACUGGUAUCCCGGGGGCAAUACAUCCACACCGUCUCCAAAGCGACGGACAAGUCAACCGCCCAGGAAGCACUGGACUUCUUGCGCAAUAAGACCGACUGCUGUCUCCUGAUCGAUGGCGAGUCUCUGGCGCUCAUGCUGAGCCAGUUCCGGACAGCAUUCAUCUCGGUUGCGGUGCUCCUGCCAGCUGUGAUUGCCUGCCGAUGCUCACCGACACAAAAAGCUGAGAUUGCCGAAUUAAUCCGCCAGCACACGAAAAAGCGGGUGUGCUGUAUUGGAGAUGGCGGCAACGACGUCUCCAUGAUCCAGGCGGCAGAUGUAGGAAUCGGUAUUGUGGGCAAAGAAGGCCGCCAGGCUUCCCUGGCAGCCGACUUCAGCAUCACACAAUUCCACCAUCUCACCAAACUUUUGGUUUGGCACGGACGGAACUCCUACAAGCGCUCCGCGAAGCUAGCGCAGUUCAUCAUGCACCGCGGCCUGAUCAUCAGUGCUUGCCAGACAAUGUACAGCAUUGCCAGCCAUUUCGAUCCCAAGGGCCUGUUCAUCAACUGGCUCAUGGUCGGCUACGCCACUGUCUACACCAACGCUCCAGUCUUCUCUCUUGUCUGGGAUCGUGACGUAGAUGAGCGACUCGCAAAUCUUUAUCCCGAACUGUAUAGAGAAUUAAAGACGGGACGCAGCCUCAGUUACCGGUCAUUCUUCACCUGGGUGCUGAUUUCGGUGUACCAAGGCGCAGUCAUCCAAGGCCUGUCUCAGAUCUUGCUCGACAAGAUCACCGGCCCGCGCCUGAUCAGCAUCUCAUUCACGGCGCUCGUGCUCAAUGAAUUGGGUAUGGUGGCUAUUGCGAUCACAACCUGGCAUCCGAUCAUGAUCAUCUGUCUGAUCGGCACACUGUUGGUAUUCGCAGGCAGUGUACCCUUCCUGGGCGAGUAUUUUGACCUACGCUACGUGAUCACGAUCGACUGGGUAUGGCGCGUCGCGGCCGUGUUGGCUGCAGCGCUCAUCCCGGUGUGGGCUGGGAAGCUGAUCAAGCAGUCCUGGAAACCGCCGAGCUACCGAAAGGUCCGAGGUUGA